AUGACAGCUACAUCUAGAACAGUUGAUAAAAAGAUAUCCGUUGCCUUCGUUUGCUUGGGUAAUAUUUGUCGUUCCCCAAUGGCAGAAGCCAUUUUUAAACAUAAGGUACACGAGUUAGGUUACUCCGAAUAUUUCAAAAUCAUAGAUUCUUAUGGGACCGGUGGCUACCAUAUCGGUGACCCACCAGAUUCCAGAUCUGCUAAGACUUGUCGUAAGCAUGGUGUUCCAGUGGACCAUCUGGCACAACAAAUAACAUCGAAGGACUUCAAGAAAUUUGAUUAUGUUAUAUGCAUGGACCAGUCUAAUCUUUCGGACUUGUUGUUCAUGAAGCCUAGAGAAUCUAAAGCAAGGGUUGCACUUUUCGGUGAAUGGAAAGCUGAUUCCAAAUUCAAUACUGUUGUUCAAGAUCCAUACUAUGGAGGCAUAAAUGGUUUUGAAACAAAUUUCCAACAAAUAUCCCACUUCAGCGAAGAGUUCUUGAAGCGUGAAGUAGGUGAGUUAUGA
This is a messenger RNA of Debaryomyces hansenii CBS767, 504 nucleotides long. It is a transcript of the gene LTP1, whose product is annotated as tyrosine protein phosphatase. The record is from RefSeq and is a predicted model, not a curated record. Gene Ontology annotation, molecular function: non-membrane spanning protein tyrosine phosphatase activity; acid phosphatase activity. NCBI's taxonomy places the organism in Eukaryota, Fungi, Ascomycota, Pichiomycetes, Serinales, Debaryomycetaceae. Gene Ontology annotation, biological process: protein dephosphorylation. The transcript is spliced from 2 exons. Gene Ontology annotation, cellular component: cytoplasm. Bases 1 to 504 code for a protein of 167 amino acids.